Messenger RNA from Didymodactylos carnosus, 2689 nucleotides. The record is from the annotation of a GenBank genome assembly. Lineage: Eukaryota; Metazoa; Rotifera; Eurotatoria; Philodinida; Philodinidae.
CCCCCCCGCCCACCAACAACUCAACUGCCCCCCUCCCCGCGUUCGCGCUAUUGUUUGUUGCAUGGGGAAUAGUGUUUAUUUCUACUUUUAAUCUUUUUAUUAUUAAAAAAGAAAGACAAAAACCUAACUUUUUCUGUUUUAAACAUCAUUGUUCUACUAUAUGAAUGAAAAUGUUAAAAGAAGAAAACUUAUCUUGUUCAUUUUAUUCUUUGAACUAAACAGUUAUUCUAAAGUGCACAAUGAAAUCGUACUUUUUAACAUACGUUAAAUUUGAAAAAUUGAGUAAUUAGAGCUAAAUAGUUGAUCUACUUCUGAAUGAACGAACGUAAAUAAAUUAAUCUAAAAAUCUUUUAAGUUAUAAUUAUUUAUGUAUCUUAUAAAUUUUUUAAAAAUAUACGAAUACAUUCCCUCCGGUUCUCACCUCUCUUUCUCUUUUUUCUCUCUUAACAGAGUCAUAAAAAUGUUUCGAUAGAGUGAGAUCGAUAGUAAAUGUGUCUUUGUGUCUUGGAUAAAACUCUAAACAUGGAUUUUUUUUUGCUUUUAGCAGAAGAAAAAAAACAUACAAAAAAAAAAUUUUUUCUUUUUAAUAAUAUUUCUGUUCUUCUCUUACUAUUUUGAAUAUCUUUUGAAAUAGUACUUAAUUAAUUGUAUUUUUUUUUUAUCGUUGAAUUAACGAGAUAUCAACGUUCUUUUCUUUUUUUUUUAUUUAUUUUGUACAUAAAAAUUAUACGGACCGUACAAUUGCCACCCUCAGCAGUAAAUAUAUUUGUUGUUGUUUUGUUUUCAAAAAUUUAAAAAUUUAAGCAGCUGUUUAAAAAAAAUUUAUUCUCAUUCUAUAUUGAUUUGAUAAUGACACUUUUUUUUUUAUUUUUUAUUUUUAGGCAAACAAUUUUAUCAGAAGCGUACAGUUAAAAAAAAUGUUUGCACCAUAGUCAAAUAUAUGGCACCGCCAACAACACAUCUUCUAAUACGUUCAAAAACAGUGCAUGAUUUAAAUAAAAUGACUAAAACAACAACAAGAGAUAAAGAUAAUAAUAAUUUAUUAUUAUUAUCUAAUUCAUUAUCAUCAAGUUUAAAUUCAUUACCAACAACUGAAUCAUAUUCUAGUAGUCAACAAACACCAUUAUCAUCAUUAUCUAAAGCAUCAAGUUAUUGUUCAUUAAUUAAUGAUGAUUUAUUUCAUUCAUCAUCAUUAUCAACAUCAUCACCUCCACCACCCGCACAAGAAGACGAAGAAGAAGAAGAAGAUGAAGAACCAGAAGAAGAAGAAGAAGAAGGAGAAGGAGAAAGUGAAGAUUUAAUAACGCCUAUUGAAAAAUAUAAAACAAUGCCAUUACCCGCUGAUAAAACUGUUGUUGAACUUCUUACAUCUCGUGAACGAUAUUUAUCAAAAAAACGUACAUUACAUUAUACACAAUCUCUAUUAGAUCAUAAAAAUCUUGCAAAAUUAUGUCCAAUAUUAGAAGAUACAAUUGAAAUACAUGGAAAUGGAAAUUUUCCAACAUUAAAUAUUAGACCAAAACAAUUUGUAUUAGAUUUAAGAAAAUUAUUUCAACAAAAUCAUAUUGAUAUAUUGGACAUCAGGCUCAAUGGAGGUGUUGCUUCCUAUGUUUUAACCAAUGAUAAAUCUUAUAUCUAUAAUGAUAUUGAUUUUAUAUUUCGUUGUGAUUUAUCAACUGAACAAAAAUGGUCACAAAUUAAAUCACUUGUAUUUCAAUGUAUUUCUAUUAAUUAUUUUCCACAAGGUACCACACUUAUAUCACCCGUUAUUUUACAACAAGCUUAUGUUGAAAAAAUGAUUCGUGUUGUUAAUCAAGAAAAUGAUUGUUGGGGUUUAAUAUCAUUAUGUAAUCAUUAUGGACAAAAUUUUGAAUUAAAAUUUUUAGAUCGAAUGAAACGACAAUUUCAAUUUUCAGUUGAUUCAUUUCAAAUUAUUUUGGAUCCAUUAUUAGAUUAUUAUGAAAAAGAACAAGACUAUGAUAAAUUACAUAUAACAACAAAAAAAUAUUCAACAAAAAUAAAUUCUCAUCAACAAUAUUCAAAUGGUCGACAACAACAAAAAUUAUAUGGAGAUAAACAACAACGAUGUUCACCAUCAUAUCCAUGUGUCUAUGUUGAAUGUGUUUAUGGUAAUUUUGAUUUAGCUCUUUAUCAUCUAAAUCGAAAAUUAAUUGCUACAAAUUCACCUGAAGGUAUUCGUGGUGGUGGUUUACUUAAAUAUUGUUUAUUAUUAAUACGUGGCUAUAGACCUGCUGAUAUUGGUACAAUAUGUCAAAUGGAAAAAUAUAUGUGUUCAAGAUUUUUUAUUGAUUAUGCUGAUAUUCAAGAACAAGAACAUAAACUUACAAGUUAUUUAUAUUCUCAUUUUAAUGACGAUGAUCAAAUGAUUUACAAAUAUUUAUUACAAUUACGACUUAUUGUAAAUCGUUCAACUGUUUGUCUAAUGUCACAUGAACGAAAAUUAACAUUGGAUUUAAUUACAAAUAUAGCUACACAUUAUUAUUAUAAACUUUAUACAGAAGGUGUAUGGGCCUAUGAACAUACGGGUCCCAAUCUUGUUGUACCAAAUUCUGUUUCAAUUGAUGUUAUUUAUCAUGAUGAUUAUCCUCAAGAAUGUACAUGUACAUCAUCAUCAAAAUGGAAAAGAAUUUAUACACCUCAACAGACAAUUAAAUUUUAUGAUGAUUAA